AAUGCCUGGGUAAACAGAAGCUUCCUGCCUAGAUGUGUCUCAGAGGGAUGUGCUUCUGCUCACUGAAGCUGUUGCAAAUGAGGGGUGUGGUUAUGUGCUGUGGCAGUACAGGUUAGGGGAGAAACGCAACAGGUGUGCACGGUUUACACAGAGCAGGGAGCUCAGUGUGAAUCUGACCGGCUGGGGGAACUCAAAGCUUUCUUUGGGAUUAAACAGCUGAGAGAAAAAGGCCAAACAAUGGCCAACUUUGGAGGACACGCUAUACCAGGCACUUUUUUCCUGUUGUAUGGCUUCUGGCUAACAGUGAAGCAUGUCCUGCAACAUUACUGGAGGACGAGCCAACCCAGAGGAAGACAGGCCAUGCCUCCUUUCUUAAGGAGGAUGGAAUACGUUGAAGGAGGAUUCAAAAUCUUUGCAUCAUUUGUCGGUACGAUGGUGGAGCAGUUUGUUGUGGACGGUCCACACGCCCGCCUCUAUGAUCGGGAGAACUCCUCAUGGGUCAAGCUGAUGAACUGGCAGCACAGCACCAUGUAUUUGUUCUUUGGGAUCUCAGGAAUAGUGCUGAUUGCCAGCGUAAGAACCAAACGGGUGCCGGUUGGUGCCGACCGCCUUGCUCUCUCUUUGGCUCUUUUUGUUGAAGGAUUUCUCUUCUUGUACCAUGUGCACGGCCGGGAGCCCCUGGAUGCUCACGUCCACACCCUGCUGCUGUAUGCCGUCUUCGCCGGAUCGGCCAGCACCAUGCUGGAGGUCUUCAUAAGAAACAACAUUCUUCUGGAGCUUUUCAGGGCAGACAUGUUCAUCCUGCAGGGCUCUUGGUUCUACCAGGUUGGAGUUGUUCUUUACCCCUUAAAUGGAGACAAGUGGGACCUGAAGCAACAUGACAACAUGAUGUUCGUCACGAUGUGCUUCUGCUGGCAUUUGGCGUUAUCUCUAAUUUUGGUCUCUUUCACCGCCUCCAUAGUUUGGUUAACCACAACAAGAUUCUCAGCAAAAGGACGGGAUGUAGAGAUCGGAAUGCGAAACACUUCCUCUAAAACCAGCUCUCAGAAAGCUUUACUUGAAGAGUCGGAUGAAGAGUAAAACGAUGGUUACUGCUCUCUCCAUUUUCUGUUUUAAAUCAAAAUUUCAUUUCAUUAUGUGUUAAUAAUGCUUCAUAUGUUUAAACAAGCCAGAUGUUUGGCCAAAUAAACUUUAUCUUUUUGAAAUAAAAGUAAGACAAAUCUA
Molecule: messenger RNA, 1224 nt
Organism: Poecilia reticulata (guppy)
Lineage: Eukaryota; Metazoa; Chordata; Actinopteri; Cyprinodontiformes; Poeciliidae
Gene: tmem45b
Product: transmembrane protein 45B
Source: RefSeq, a predicted model, not a curated record